CGAGAGAGGUAGAGAGGCUCACCGAGACAGAGCGCGAGAGCGAAAGAGAGAGAGAGAGCGCGAGAGAGGGGGAAAACAUGAGAAACCUUGAGCGCUUCUCUCUCGUGGUUUUACGACUGCGUACGAGUGAGUGUGUGCAUUCCGCUAUGCGCGAGUGAGAGUGAGUGUGAUUGUGAAUGUGUGAGAGUGUGUGUGAAUGCGUGUGCGAGUGUAUACACAUGCAUGUGGAUGGACUCUUCAGUCCGUUUUCAACUGGACAAACUGGACAAACUCUACUUUUCUUUUUAAUCAGAGAUUCUUUGAUUUAUUCGCCCUGGUGGAACAAACUGAAACAAUGAAAACGCCAAAAUGUACAUUUGUGUUUGAGAAAAUGAGAGUGUGAUUUCUGCUUCAAAGGAAUAUCUCAAAUUUUUUUCCAAAAUCUCUGUAAACACCUGGAAAAGGACACCUGACUGAUGAAGCUUUAAUGCGGCGCUGAACCUCCACGUGGAUCUACUCGGGUUUUUUUGGAUUGUACGAGUGUAACACAUCGCCGUUUGGUCUCUUUAAUGCUCCGGCUGAGUUUUCACUCUAAUUCUGAAGUUCACUUCCGAAGCACGUUAAGGUUUAGGAGGGUUUGAUCUCUGAAGAAGUGAAGAAGCUGAGGUGGAGCUUUCCUCCUGAACUUUCACAUCAGAGGAGAAAAGUUCUGAAAAGUUCUGUAAGCGUGGAGUAGAGAAGCUGGAGCAGGCCGCAGAGCUCCCCACGUUCUCACAGUCGGAGCUGAACUACAGGUACGAGGAUGCUGCAGGGGGUCAGAGUGAGGUUGAGUCCCACCUGAAGCCCCUCCCCCCCGUCCCCUCCGCCCGGUCCCCCACCCUCCACCGUCCCAGAAUGCACUGCCCCUGCAGAGGGAAGCUGAAGCUGCUGCUGGCGUCUCUGAGCUUCGUGGUUCUGCUCACCUGGCUCUACCUGCUGGCGGGAAACCUGGAGAACGGGCGCUCGCUGCUCCUCUCUCCCUGUGUGGUGGAGUCCACUGAGGCCCGGCUGCUGGAGCGGGACGUCCUGGAGUCGCGGGUACGAGAGGUGGAGGAGGAGAACCGGCAGAUCCGCCUCCAGCUCAGCCAAUCACAGGGCUUGGCCGCUCAGCCGGCCGAGGGUAACUACGGCAACCAGCAGUGGGUGGCAUCGGCGGACACGGGUCCCGAGGAUGUGGAGAACACGGCGGAGGAGAGAGCCAAUCACAGCGAGUGUUCGCGGUCACCCACCGCCGAGAAGUGCGAGCUGAUUCACGUCGCGUGUGUGUGUGCGGGUCACAACGCCAGCCGAGACGUGGUCACGCUGGUCAAGUCCAUCCUGUUCCACAGGAGAAAUCCACUACAUUUUCACUUCAUCACCGAUACAGUAGCCAAUCAGAUCCUCAGCACUUUGUUCCAGUCGUGGAUGGUUCCUUCAGUGCAGGUCAGCUUCUACGAUGCUGAUGAACUAAAGUCGGAGGUGUCGUGGAUCCCUAAUAAACACUAUUCAGGAAUAUACGGCCUGAUGAAGCUCACCCUGACCAAAGCUCUUCCCUCCGACCUCUCCAAGGUCAUCGUCCUGGAUACGGACAUCACCUUCGCCACGGACAUCGCCGAGCUGUGGGCCAUCUUCAGGAAAUUCACAGAGAAACAGGUGAUCGGACUGGUGGAGAAUCAGAGCGACUGGUAUCUGGGGAAUCUCUGGAAGAACCAUAAACCCUGGCCAGCUUUGGGGCGUGGCUUCAACACAGGUGUGAUCCUGCUGUAUCUGGAGCGUCUGCGCCGGAUUGGCUGGGAGCAGAUGUGGAGGCUGACGGCUGAGAGAGAGCUCAUGAGCAUGCUCUCCACCUCCCUCGCCGACCAGGACAUAUUCAACGCUUUCAUCAAACAGAACCCGGUUCUGGUGCAUCAGCUGCCCUGUUUCUGGAAUGUUCAGCUCUCAGAUCACACUCGCUCUGAACAGUGCUACACUGAAGUCUCUGAUCUGAAGGUGAUUCACUGGAACUCCCCUAAAAAGCUAAGAGUGAAAAACAAGCAUGUGGAAUUCUUUCGCAAUCUUUACUUGACGUUUCUGGAGUACGAUGGGAAUCUUCUGCGCCGGGAACUUUUCGGAUGUCCCAGUCAGGCCAGCUCUGAGAGUACAAAGCUCCAGACGGCGCUGGAGGAGCUGGACGAGGACGAUCAGUGCUACGAUUUCCGGCGUGAGCGGAUCACCGUGCACCGUGUUCACCUCUACUUCCUGCAGUACGAGUACACGUCCACCGAGGACGACACGGACGUCACGCUGGUGGCCCAGCUGUCCAUGGACAGGCUGCAGAUGCUGGAGGCGAUCUGUAAACACUGGGAGGGUCCGAUCAGCCUGGCGCUCUACAUGUCUGAUGCAGAAGCUCAGCAGUUCCUGAGAUACGCUCAGGCUUCAGAGGUCCUCAAAAACCGCAAGAACGUGGGCUAUCACAUCGUCUACAAAGAGGGGCAGUUCUACCCGGUUAACCUGGUCCGAAACGUGGCUCUACGAAACGCCAAGACGCCCUACGUCUUUCUGACCGACAUCGACUUCCUGCCCAUGUACGGACUCUACGAUUACCUCAGAAAAUCCAUUGUCCAGUUGGACAUGGCGAACACCAAAAAAGCUCUGGUGGUGCCAGCAUUCGAGACUUUGAGAUAUCGCCUCUCUUUCCCCAAAUCCAAAGCUGAACUGUUGUCCAUGCUCGACAUGGGGACUCUAUACACCUUCAGGUACCAUGUUUGGACAAAGGGUCACGCACCAACCAAUUACGCCAAAUGGAGGACGGCGACCACGCCCUACAAAGUGGAAUGGGAGGCGGAUUUUGAGCCGUAUGUUGUGGUCAGGAAGGACUGCCCUGAAUAUGAUCAGAGAUUUGUGGGCUUUGGCUGGAACAAAGUCUCCCACAUUAUGGAGCUGGAUGCACAGGAGUACGAGCUGACGGUCCUCCCGAACGCCUUCAUGAUCCACAUGCCGCACGCCCCCAGCUUCGACAUCUCCAAGUUCCGCUCCAGCCCAGGAUACCGGUUCUGCCUGACCACGCUGAAGGACGAGUUCCACCAGGACCUCUCUCGAAAGUACGGUUCUGCUGCUCUGAAGUACCUCACCGCUCAGAGGAACAUCUAAACCCCGCCCAUAAGCCGUGCUCCGCACGCGCUCAGUCGGGGAGCUUCACUCGGACGGUUCUUGGAGGCCUUCGGGCCACAUGCUGCUCUGUGAUUGGCUGAGAUGUGUGGAGGAUCUGAAGGAGGAUCUACCUUUUUUUACACGCCCUCGUCCACCUGAACUACUGAACUACUGACCUGCUGUAUCUGAGGACUGGAGCU
Messenger RNA from Astyanax mexicanus (Mexican tetra), 3326 nucleotides. It is a transcript of the gene large2, whose product is annotated as LARGE xylosyl- and glucuronyltransferase 2. Gene Ontology annotation, molecular function: xylosyltransferase activity; glucuronosyltransferase activity. Bases 874 to 3126 code for a protein of 750 amino acids. Gene Ontology annotation, biological process: protein O-linked glycosylation via mannose. The record is from RefSeq and is a predicted model, not a curated record. The transcript has 17 exons. Lineage: Eukaryota; Metazoa; Chordata; Actinopteri; Characiformes; Acestrorhamphidae.